Messenger RNA from Cucumis melo (muskmelon), 1852 nucleotides. Its product is annotated as RING-H2 finger protein ATL13. The transcript has a single exon. NCBI's taxonomy places the organism in Eukaryota, Viridiplantae, Streptophyta, Magnoliopsida, Cucurbitales, Cucurbitaceae. The record is from RefSeq and is a predicted model, not a curated record. The coding region runs from base 109 to 1500 and encodes 463 amino acids.
GUUUUUCUUCCCUCUCAAAACCCAACUCCCCCUUUUGACUUCCACGAGCUUUUGUGCUAUGAGUUGAGUUGAGUCGAGUCAAAUCGAGUUGGGUUUUUCUCCAUUAACAUGGAUUCACUACUUCUUCAGGUAAAUGGAAGAUUUUUCCCUUCACCACCACAGUUUCAGCCUUAUUUUCUUGCUGCACAGCCUCCUCCUUUAGCACAAUCCAGUGGGUUCAACUUAGAAAACAAGGUGAGUCCAAGUGUACUUCUCAUCAUAAUCAUUCUCGCUAUCGUCUUCUUUGUCUCUGGUUUGCUUCAUCUUCUUGUUAGAUUUCUAUGGACUCCCCCAUUACAUAGAGACCCUGAAAGUUCUGACAAUGUCACUGCUUUUCAAGGCCAAUUACAGCAGCUCUUUCAUCUCCAUGACUCUGGAGUAGACCAAUCCUUCAUUGAUACACUUCCUGUUUUCCAUUACAAAGCCAUUAUUGGAUCCAAAUCCCCAUUUGACUGUGCUGUUUGUCUCUGUGAGUUUGAGCCGGAGGAUAAACUCAGGCUAUUGCCAAAAUGCAGCCAUGCUUUUCAUACAGAAUGUAUUGAUACUUGGCUGUUGUCUCACUCAACUUGCCCUUUGUGUAGAUCUAGUUUGUUACCUGAUCAUUUCUCCCCACAUACUACUUGUUCACCAAUUGUUCUUGUUCUUGAAUCUGGGAGUGAGAGUUCUAGAGAUAUCGUAUCAGAUAGGGAGAUUACAAAUCAUACAAACCAGAUUCCAGGGUCAAAUUCCCGAAUGGGUUUUGUUGGAGAUGGGGAAUUCGAAGGUGGGUCGAGCGAGAUUACGAAAUUAGAGGAUUCAAAUGCGACUGUAGUGACUGUGAAGCUUGGAAAAUACAAAAAUGUCGAUGCAGGGGAAAGUGGAAGUAGUGAGAACAAGAAUGUGGAUUCUCGCAGAUGCUUUUCAAUGGGAUCUUUUGAAUACGUAAUGGAUGAGAAUUCUUCAGUAAAAGUAGCGAUUAGAAGCACCCCAGUGAAGAAACAAGCAAGCAGGAAGCCAGCUCUGCCAUUAACACCUGGUUACAGAGCAGCCAUGUCCGAAUACGACUGUGAAUCCAGAAGAGAGUUUAAACUCAAUGGGAUUGAACCUCUGAAAACAGAGGAGAAUGGUAAUAGCAAUAGCAAUAACAACAAAAUAGAGAGUUUCUCAGUAUCGAAGAUUUGGUUAAGAGGGAAAAAUCCAAAGGAAUCGCUCACAGAUUCUUCAAGAAGAAGAACAGUUUCGUUUCGAUUACCGAUUGAGAUGAACUCGGAAAUGAACGUUUGCAGGUGGGAAAACGAAUCUAUGGAGUUGGAUGAAGAAAAUCAGAGCCGUAACAGUUUGGAAUCACAAUACAAUCAAUCUUUAGCGAAGAGGACGUUACAAUGGCUAAUGGGAGGAAAAUUAAACAAGGUUACUCACUUCGAAUCAACAUCACCACCAUCACCAUCACCACCACCUUCAUCUUCUGUUUCAAAUAUUUAAUUCUUCGGUGUUUAAAUUUUUAGAUCUAUGUAGAAUAAUAGAAAAUAGAAAUAAUGGAUUAAAGAAAAGAAAUUUUUAGUUGCAGUUGUGUAUUGAUGAUUACUGAAGUGGGGAUGCAUGAAGAGAUAGAGUGAUGAAUUGAAAUUGAGGGAACCAAAAAGAAAAACCAAGAAAAGAAGGUAAUAAAUAGGUAAUGGGAAUUUAAAAUUCAAAAUGAAUAGGGGAAGGAGAUAGUUGAGGAGUGUGUGAGUGAUGUAUGCAUUUAAUGGGUUACAGAUUUUGAUCUUAUUCAUUUAAUGGUUUUUGGGGCUCUAAAAUGAUAAUAAAUGAGUGAAGGCGAUGAUGUUAUUAA